AUGAUACACCCGUUGAUCAAUUUGAAACCAGAAGAGCAUGAACUUAAUGAACCAGCCUGGGAACUAGAAAAUUCGGAAACAAUGACUAGGCUAAUAGAUACUGUUUAUUGUCUGAAGCCAUUUUUUGAAAUGAAUGACUGUCUUGAGUUUAUUCGCGGAAAUGCUAGCAAGAAGAUAUUUUUCAUAUCGUCGGGCACACUGGGUAAGGAGAUCGUACCACAAAUUGCUGAAUGGUCACAAGUACAUGGCAUUUAUAUAUUUUGUGGUAACAUUCUGUACCAUAAAGACUGGGCGAUCAACUAUUGCGACCAUAUAACGUCCAUAUUAGAACAUCAAGAUGAUUUACUCCUGCGAUUAACAAGAGAUAUUGCUGAGUAUUUGGAGAAAAAGGGCGAUCACUACUCGGCAUUGGGUGAAACUGUUAAAGUAAAACAUUGUUACGCUUGGGCAAUUAAAUUACUGUUACGCACACGCGAUAUGGGUGGUAGAAAUUAUCAAGAUAUGCACGAUAGGCUAAUGCGAAAAUUCGCCAAGGCGGAAAUCAGUCGUGAAGAAUCGGAAAACAAUGUAAUUCAGAGAAUUAAAUAA
This is a messenger RNA of Didymodactylos carnosus, 588 nucleotides long. The record is from the annotation of a GenBank genome assembly. NCBI's taxonomy places the organism in Eukaryota, Metazoa, Rotifera, Eurotatoria, Philodinida, Philodinidae.